AUGCGUCCAAACGGCCCUCGAGACCCCGUCGCAGGCCCCGACGCAGGUCCCGAAGCACCAUAUCCCAUCCGCCUCUCGGGCCCAGUCAUCAAGGGUUUCGGACGAGGGAGUAAAGAACUCGGUAUCCCAACCGCAAACAUCCCAUCAGAUGGUCUGGCGGCCUAUCCCUCCCUCCAGACGGGGGUAUACUACGGCGUCGUGGCUCUUGACCCGGCGCAAUUCGUGUACAACAAGAUCGAGCCGUCAACUUCAACUUCAACUUCUACCCCCACCUCGGCUUCGGCAGAAGGAAAGAAGGAAGAGAUUACGAUCCUGCCCGCUGUGCUGAGCAUAGGUUACAACCCAUUCUAUAAGAAUGAGGUUAAAUCCAUUGAAAUCCAUAUAAUGCCCCCCCUCUCCUCCCCCAGCCCAACCUCAACCUCGCCUACAACAACAACAACAGAAUCGGAGACGAAAUUCUUCAAACUCCCUGACUUUUAUUCAACGCACCUCAAUCUCCUGAUUCUGGGGUAUAUUCGUCCUGAAUUCGACUACGUAUCGCGUGAAGCGCUCGUGGAGGAUAUCAGGAUUGAUUGUGAGGUUGCGAGGAGUAGUCUUAUGAGGAGCGGGUAUGUGAGUUAUUUGGCUGAUCAGAGCCAGGCUGGUGAAGAGGAAGGGGAUAGGGAGGACGUGAGGAAGGAGAGGGAGUGGUUGAGGAGUUUCGGGGGCAGUUCUGUGCUUUAA
Molecule: messenger RNA, 723 nt
Organism: Talaromyces marneffei
Lineage: Eukaryota; Fungi; Ascomycota; Eurotiomycetes; Eurotiales; Trichocomaceae
Exons: 3
Coding region: 1-723 (240 amino acids)
Biological process (GO): riboflavin biosynthetic process; FMN biosynthetic process
Cellular component (GO): mitochondrion
Molecular function (GO): riboflavin kinase activity
Source: RefSeq, a predicted model, not a curated record